Molecule: messenger RNA, 2883 nt
Organism: Erigeron canadensis
Lineage: Eukaryota; Viridiplantae; Streptophyta; Magnoliopsida; Asterales; Asteraceae
Product: alpha-glucosidase
Exons: 5
Coding region: 92-2764 (890 amino acids)
Biological process (GO): carbohydrate metabolic process
Molecular function (GO): hydrolase activity, hydrolyzing O-glycosyl compounds; carbohydrate binding
Source: RefSeq, a predicted model, not a curated record
AAAAACAAUAACAUAAUAAUAACGAAAAUAAAGAUAGAAAAUAUACAUACCAAACCCAUGAUCAAUCUCAUCAUAUAACUGUUUAUUGAGUAUGAAACAAUUAAUGUCUUGGACACAAGUAGUUAUACUCUUACCACUAGUCUUAUUACUCUCGAUUUUUCAUCAGCAAACAUUUGCGGAUGAUAAGGAUAAAACGAUUGGGUACGGAUACUCUCUCCAAUCAAUUGGCCUUGGUCCGUCCGGGAAAGUAUUGGCAGCCGAUCUUCAACUCAUUAACAAGUCUUCUGUCUUUGGACCUGACAUUGAUGAGCUCCGGUUCGUCGCAAGCUUUGAAACAGCUGAUCGUUUAAAUAUCCGAAUCACUGAUGCUAAACACGAAAGAUGGGAAAUCCCAAACAGCAUUCUUCCACGCCAAUCACUAUCUUCUCAUAUCUUCACGCCAAAACUAAACCAACAUAUGUCUGCCAACCUUGUGCUAUCCGAACGUACCUCUGACCUCAGCUUAACCCUCUACAACACCACACAGUUUGCGUUCUCCAUCUCUCGCCGUUCCACGGGUGAUAUACUCUUCGACACCAGGGGCACUGUUCUCAUUUUUAAAGAUCAGUACUUAGAAUUAACAUCUUCACUCCCUGCUCAACGGUCUUCUAUUUAUGGCAUUGGGGAACAUACUAAGCGUUCGUUUAAGUUAUCACAUAAGCAGACGCUUACUCUUUGGAAUGCUGAUAUUGCAAGUGCAAAUCCUGAUUUGAAUUUAUAUGGAUCACAUCCAUUUUAUAUGGAUGUAAGAUCCCCGGAUGCUGAUGGGAAAGUGUUGGCGGGUACCUCUCAUGGCGUGUUGUUGCUUAAUAGUAAUGGCAUGGAUGUUGUAUACAAUGGUGAUAGUAUUGCAUAUAAGGUGAUUGGUGGUGUUCUUGAUUUCUAUUUCUUUGCUGGGUCAUCGCCGGAAUCGGUGAUGGAUCAAUAUACUCAGCUCAUUGGCCGACCGACUCCCAUGCCAUAUUGGUCCUUCGGGUUCCAUCAAUGUCGAUACGGUUACAAAGAUGUUCAAGAUCUUGAGGGUGUUGUUGCUGGCUAUGCGAGAGCCAAUAUACCACUAGAGGUUAUGUGGACAGAUAUAGACUAUAUGGAUGCAUAUAAAGAUUUCACAUUAGAUCCCAUUUAUUUUCCACUAUCAAAUAUGUCAGCAUUUGUUCAGAGUCUUCACCAAAAUGGUCAGAAGUAUGUUCUAAUACUAGAUCCAGGUAUUAGUAUCAACACGACAUAUGAAACAUACAUAAGAGGACUGCAAGCCGAUAUCUAUAUAAAGCGUGAUGGCGUACCUUACGUAGGUGAGGUUUGGCCCGGUCUUGUUAAUUUCCCGGACUUUUUGAAUCCCAAAGGAGCGACCUUUUGGGCAGAUGAGGUCAAAAGGUUUCAUGAUCUUCUACCUUUUGAUGGCAUUUGGAUUGACAUGAACGAACAAUCCAAUUUUAUAACUUCCUCCUCAUCUCCCUCGUCUACACUUGAUAACCCUGCUUAUAAGAUUAACAAUUCUGGUGUCCAAAUGCCCAUUAAUAAUAAAACUGUACCUGCUAGUUCUCUGCAUUUUGGCAAUAUCACUGCUUAUGAUGCCCAUAACCUGUACGGAUUUUUGGAAGCAAAAGCAACAAAGGAUGCAUUGAUCAAAACCACUGGUAAACGGCCUUUCGUACUUUCCAGAUCGACAUUUGUUGGGUCUGGGAUGUAUACAGCCCACUGGACUGGAGACAACGCUGCAACAUGGGAUGAUUUGGCCUAUACCAUUCCCAGUAUAUUGAAUUUCGGUUUGUUUGGGAUUCCAAUGGUUGGUGCUGAUAUUUGUGGGUUUUCUGGAAACACUACUGAAGAACUUUGCCAGCGGUGGAUUCAGCUAGGGGCUUUUUAUCCAUUCGCAAGAGAUCAUUCUGAGAUAUAUAGCACACGACAAGAACUCUUCCUAUGGGAUUCAGUAGCUGCAACAUCUCGUAAGGUGCUUGGGCUACGUUACCAAAUGCUUCCCUACUUGUACACAUUAAUGUAUGAAGCACAUUCAAAAGGCACUCCAAUAGCCCGACCUCUAUUCUUCUCAUUCCCACAAGACACCAACACCUAUGAUAUCAGUACCCAGUUUCUUCUAGGAAAAGGCGUGUUAGUAUCACCUGUUUUAACCCCUAAAACAGUCUCAGUUGAUGCAUAUUUCCCAUCUGGAAAGUGGUUUGAUCUGUUCAACUAUUCUAAUUCAGUUAGUGUGGACUCAGGGACUUAUGCUAGGCUCGACGCACCAGCUGACCAUAUAAACGUUCAUAUACGUGAAGGGAACAUAUUAGCUUUACAAAAAGAAGCUUUGACUACAGAAGCAGCUAGGGAGACGCCGUUUCACAUACUGGUGGUGGUUAGUGGUCAUGAGAAUAGCACAGGUGAGGUGUUUUUGGAUGAUGGAGAAGAAAUGGAGUUCGGGAACUGGACAUUGGUAAAAUUUUCUAGCCAAGUUCUAGGAAAAAAGGUGACGUUGAGAUCAGAGGUAGAGAAUGGAGGAUUUGCAUUGAGUCGAAAAUGGGUGAUAGAAAAGGUGACAUUUAUUGGGUUGGAAAAUGGUUCCACUGCAAGUAGUUGUGUAUCAUGUAUAAAUCCAAGGGAUGAAGUACUUGGCGGAAGAGUGGUGGUUGGUGGUGGUGGUGGUGAAAGGUUCAGUAAAGCGGAGGUCACGGGUUUGUCUUUGUUGAUAGGGGAAGAGUUCGAGUUGAAGUUGGACCUCAACGAAUGAUGUUGUAAAUGUUGUGUUUCUGCUAUUCUGCAAUGUAUCUUUGUUUUGAAUGAUGCAUGCAUAUAUCCCUUUACAUCAAUAAAAAUAAAUCUCGUAAAGAUAGAAUUUCGAUUCUUUUA